UGCAAUACGGGGGCGGAAUUGUAAAUGUUGCGCAAGAAAAUAGUAAACAGAAGGACGGCAGCAACAACGAGCGCAGCGACGUCGAACGUUUCACCGGCAGCACCAGUGCUACUCCCGCCACCCCCGACAGUGUUGCCGAUGACGAGAGAAGCGAACAGAUCGGUGAAAAUAAUAAUAAUAAUUAUACNUGUAUUGUAUUACGGACGGAAAACGCGCGUAGAUUUAAGAAAUUCGGGGUAAUAAGGAGAGAGGCGAUAUUUGAGAUCCGUGAAAUUCAGCCUGGUGCUGAAAUAGUAGAAUGGGUGGAGGGUGCAUUUCGCGAAAUUCACAGAUACGCGACAAAUUUAUCGGAGCCGAAUGAUUACGUUGGAGUGUGGCGUUUGUACAGAACAGCGGGUGCGAGGCACGAAUGCGGCGUCGUGUUUUGUAACAUUUGCAGUUCGCGUCAAGAUGUAAACCAUCUUUGUUAUAUCCGACCUUUUACACGCGAGGAUUUCACCGGCAAAGGGAAAAACGCGCGCGUCGCAUUCGUGUUCUAUGAUUUCGAGACUCGGCAGGAUGAGACGCUCGAAGGUACAGCGUCUGUGAAAAUUCACGUGCCCACUCUUUGCGUCGCACAGCAGAUUUGCGUCGCGUGUGCGGGCGAGGACGACAUGACGGUACGUUGCCGGUGGUGCGGUGUGCACGAAUUCGUGUUCCGCGAUGAUCCGGUGAGGCAAUUCGUCGAUUUUGUUACGAGAACGACGAAAUGUUUCAAGCAGAUUAUCUGCAUCGCGCACAACGCCAAGGCGUUCGACGCGCAGUUCAUCCUUUGUUACAUCACGGAAAAACGUGUCGAUUUGAAUCCACGAGUAAUAUUAAACGGGACGAAGAUCGUCGUAUUAACGGCCGGGCGUGCGAAAUUUAUUGACAGUAUCAACUAUAUGCUGAUGCGUUUGUCAGCUCUGCCGAAGGCUUUCGGUUUGCGGGGUGGGGUGGAAAAGGGAUAUUUUCUGCAUUUAUUUAACACACUCGCGAAUCAGUCGUACGUCGGUCCGUUACCAGCCGUUGAAUAUUACUCGCCGGAUAGUAUGUCUAGCGAAGAACGCGAACGUUUUUUGUCGUGUCACGCGGAACAGAUGCGCGAAAACGCAGUUUUUAACUUUCAACGCGAGAUAGUUCGUUAUUGUCGUAACGACGUUGAUAUCUUGCGGCGAGCGUGUAUGGCCUUCCGCAAAAUAUUUCUCGAGCGCGGAAACGUAUGUCCGUUCGAAGAAUGCACGACCAUCGCUUUCACAUGUAUGCGCGUUUUCCGCAAAAACUUUUUACGUGAGGAAGAGAUCGGCGUCAUUCCUCGCGGCGAAUAUCGCCUCGUGGAUACGCAAUCCCGCAAAGCUCUGCAGUGGCUGGUGUGGAAAGAGCGCGAGCUCGGCCGCAUCAUUGUUCACGCGGCACGGGAACAUCGUCUCGCGGAAGUCGGAGGCAUUCCCGUCGACGGGUAUUACGAGACGGCGAACGGUGAGCGUCACGUGUUGCAAUACCACGGCUGCUUUUGGCACGGAUGUCCCGUGUGUUUUAAAACGGAACGCGACAAACGUCUCUGCACGGGGGAACGCGAAGUGUACGACACGAUGAACUCGCGAUACGAGCGUACACUGACAACGUCAUGACGUCUUCGCAAACGAGAGUACAUUGUGACGGAGAAAUGGGAGUGCGCGUUUGAUCACAAUACGCGGGAAAAUCGCAAAAUGCGAGCGUUUUUAGUCCAACUUCCGAUGCUCGCGGCUGAACCGCUUUCACCGCGUGACGCGUUUUUCGGCGAUCGAACGGGAAACAUCGCGAUUCGGCGCGAAGUUACGGGUACGGAGAAAAUACGUUACGUAGACGUGUGUUCUCUAUACCCUUACGUGUUGAAAACCGGCGCUUUCCCGAUUAGACAUCCGAAAAUUCUUGUCGGACAAAAAGAGUGCGCCUCGCUCAUCGGAGCGAUGCCCGGUGUCAAUUUUUCCGCGGUCGAGGGGCUUGUGCGUUGUAGAGUGCUCCCUCCGCGCAAUCUCUUUCACCNUGUACUCCCGUACCGCGUGCAGGGCAAACUGUUGUUUGCCUUGUGCCGCAGUUGCUGCGAAAACUUCUCGCAAACACAGUGCUCGCACAAAAAUCCGCGCGAUCGCGAAUUCGAAGGCGUGUGGGUAUCGUGUGAAUUACGCAAAGUUGUGGAAAAGGGUUAUCUCGUGACUGCAGUGAGCGAAAUAUGGCAAUACGAGACGAGCCGAUACGACGUUGAUACGCGUCAGGGGGGAUUAUUUGCCGAAUACAUAAACUGUUUUCUGAAAUUGAAGCAAGAGGCGAGCGGAUGGCCGAGCGAAUGCGUGGACGACCAAUCUAAAGAACGAUAUCUUCAAGAAUACAAAGCAAUCGAGGGAAUCGCUCUAGAUAGAGCAAACAUUGCGCAAAAUCCGGGUUUACGCUCGGUCGCAAAGCUGUGCUUCAAUUCGUUUUGGGGAAAAUUCGGGCAACAAUCGAACUUGACGAGUACCGAGGUGGUAAAGUCGCAGGAACGUCUCGUAUCGCUAUUGUCGAGCCCCGAGCACGAGGUAACCGAUAUAUUACCUGUGAAUGACAAGGUAAUAUAUGUUUCGUGGCGAAUGCGGGACGAGGCGGACGUACCCUCUCCAAUUACUAAUGUGAUAAUAGCGGCGUACACGACGGCACAGGCGCGAUUGAAACUGUACGAAUGUUUAGAACGUUUAGGCGAGCGCGUUCUUUAUUACGAUACAGAUUCGUGUAUUUAUGUGAGCAGCGGAGAACCCGGCGACUACGAGCCGCGUACGGGAAAUUUCCUGGGCGAUAUGACGGACGAGCUCGAAGGCUACGGCCGUGGUAGUUACAUCGAGUUGUUUGUAUCCGGUGGCCCGAAAUUUUACGCGUACGUAGUUCGUACUCCGGACGGUGGCGCGCGGGAG
Pseudomyrmex gracilis is the source of this 2942-nucleotide messenger RNA. RefSeq lists its product as uncharacterized. NCBI's taxonomy places the organism in Eukaryota, Metazoa, Arthropoda, Insecta, Hymenoptera, Formicidae. Gene Ontology annotation, biological process: DNA replication. The record is from RefSeq and is a predicted model, not a curated record. Gene Ontology annotation, molecular function: DNA-directed DNA polymerase activity; nucleotide binding; DNA binding.